Messenger RNA from Varroa destructor (honeybee mite), 1372 nucleotides. RefSeq names its product pfs47 receptor-like. Lineage: Eukaryota; Metazoa; Arthropoda; Arachnida; Mesostigmata; Varroidae. The record is from RefSeq and is a predicted model, not a curated record.
CAGCGCUAUCGACAACGUUGACAAAGCUCUAGCUGGCUAGAAACGAUCGUUGAACGUACAGUCAACAAGGCUAUACGACGUGUUGGCAAGCUAAUGAGUCACGAUAUCUGCGGCAAGGGAAUAUAUUCACUCAGCUUUGACAUGUUUGUCAUUGUUUAGGCUUGGACGUAGUUCAGCCAACUUUGUCGGCUGGCGCUGUUAUCGAUAUGCGAACCAACUUGUAAGGCACGCGGAUUGUUCGCCUCUCGUUCACUAGAGUUCUUAUAUACGAACUUGUAGUCGUUCCCAGCAACACGUACGUGAGCACUGUCGAUUCAAAAACCGUAUGAUGACGUACUGCGGACCCCGCACCUACCGCGCCUUGUGCCAGUGGGUGCCCACCAGUGGCUCACACAUCCCCCUGCACGCCGUUUACGGUGGAAAUGAUUCAACGGGCGAAACUCUGUACAUUGGUCGUUCAAAACACGAUGAGGAUAUCAUUCCCGGCAAAGUUGUACCAUCUCACCAGUGUUGCUACGUGCCUUGGGGCGGUGAGGAGAACCGUUACGGACAAUAUGAGAUCCUUGUAGCCCAGUCAGAGUCUGAGUUCGCCUGGGAGCCCGCUAGUGAUGGUCGUCUUCCCACUGGAGCUGUUCAGGGCGGAGCCACCGGGACGGGUGAACCUUUGUACAUAGGCCGUGCUCGCCACGAAGGUUCUCUGACGAUUGGCAAGGUUCAGCCAUCUCAUCAUUGCUGUUACAUUCCGUACGCCGGUCAGGAAAUUUGCUACACAGACUACGAGGUACUCGUCUGCCGAGUGAUCCGUCUGUCGUAUUGAUAAAGUUCUCCUAAUAAUAAAAAAUAACGACGGACAAUUGCGCGUACGCCGUAUAUUUGACGGAUACGUUAACGACUCUAGUGCCCUGACCGCAUUCGUAUCAUAAGUCACGACCAAAGUGCGAAUGAAUAAGGCUACUACCGGUAUUCUUUCUUCUGCAGUACAAUUUUUAUUCGUUUCUAUAUUAUAUCUGGAUGCAGACAAUUCUGUUGUGGAAAAAACCGCACUGAAACUCGGAGAACACUGGGUUCGAUAAAUAGUUCUAGCCAUUUAUGUGUUAACCAGUGAUUUGAAAACCAUCAGUUUGUUCUACAAAUAUGCAGAAUUUUUACUUUAGAAGGGUUUUGCUAGCUUUUAGUAAGCGUCAAUGCAAGCGUCCCAGUUAUUGAAUACUAAUAUAGACGGGAAAUGUUUAUCGUCCUGCAAAAAUCCACCAUACCGGCCAAGUCAGAGCCUUGUAUUAGUAUUUCAAAGACGUGUGUGGGUGUCUCUCACUAAUGAUUAUGUUUUAUAUACGCAUAAAUAAAUAUAACGUGGGAACGUAAACGCAGUUGA